Porites lobata is the source of this 17210-nucleotide messenger RNA. Lineage: Eukaryota; Metazoa; Cnidaria; Anthozoa; Scleractinia; Poritidae. The record is from the annotation of a GenBank genome assembly.
AUGUCUCCUGCCUCAAAAGCUCCGGCAAACUCCACACGGAAUUCUCGGUCAGUAGAGCGACUUUUGCGGAAAACGUCCCCAAGCAAGAUGAAUUUAUCUAAAGAGAAGGAAGAACUUAAACGGCUUAACGAUCGUUUUGCGGCCUACAUAGAGAAAGUCAGAACUUUAGAAGAGGAAAAUAACAGGAUUAAAAAGAAUGCACGGUAAGUAAAGGUACUGAAAAACUUAAUUAUUUAACACUACAACAAGCCUGCAUUUGCUCGAGUUUCUCUUUCAACUUCUCUUUUAGGCCAAUCUUAUAUAAGUCAGGUGGAAUCACUUGCAUAUUGAAGAAACACUUUUAAAUGUUAAAACACUUUCAGGCCGUCUCGUAGACUGUACGACUGAAAUUCAGGCUAGGGUUUAGAGCAAAGAAUUAGGCGACAAGCAUAUUACUGAAUCAUAUUUCCGCCGAAUACAAACUUCAUCUUGGCAUAGUUUUCAAUAGUUAUCAGCCCAAAGUAAAGUCGAUUAUUAUUAUUACUAUUAUUAUUAUUAUUAUUAUUAUUAUUAUUAUUACCACUACGUUGUUUGAUGUGUCUUUGCACUUGUCUUUUUGACGAUAAUUUAUACUUUUUAUUAAUUUUGACCGAUCACGAUCUUUUUUGAUCAAACGUUGAGCAAGAUUAAACGUAUCUGAAAACCACCCAGGGAUGAUGGCGACUUCCUGUAUAAAGAUUUAAAUUAUUAUUAUUAUUAUUAUUAUUAUUAUUAUUAUUAUUAUGUUAUUAUCACCAUUUUAUUUCCUUGAAUUUGUAUCCAGCCAGUUUAUUAGUAUAUGCAUAAAGUUACAACAAUGUCAUUGAACUGUAGCGAUAAAAAUGAAUGUAAAUUUGAAAUGUUUUUCCUUAACAUCCGCACGUUCACGUUUCCAGGUUCUUUCACACCAAACUACAAUUUUCCAGUUUUCCUUUGGGUGUGGCUUGAAGUUUGGGUUUGGGUUGUUUUAAAGACUGUUCAGUGUUGAGUUUAGCUAUAACCCUAAAAUUACAAACUGCUUGAAGCUCUUUAUUUACUGUCUGUUAGGUUAUUUACUACAUCACAGAUAAAUGUAGUUGUUUUACACCCACUUAUCUUUACCUUUAUAUUUCAUUAUUUGUUUCAAGAAUUUUCUAAAUUCGCGUCUCACUUGAGCGUGACAAAUUCGAAUCACGCCUAUAAUACUCAACCAAUCAAUUAUUUGUUUUGAAAGGACGCAUGUUUUGAUUCGUCGAUUUACAUCACGUGCUACGAAAGAAGCGCCAAAACUUGAUACGGUUUGAGCGCGCUUUCUUGACUUACCGUACUCGGAGUCGUGGUUCAGACUUUGUUUUGCUGUGAUUUUAGCUUGGUUUCAAAAAUGGCUACCACUGCGGCCUCGCCUCGUACUCCUGCACCAUCAGAGAGACUUGGAGCAGCGUCUCCAAUCAAGAUGAAUCGAGUACAAGAGAAAGAAGAACUUCAGCACUUAAACGAUCGCCUCGCUGUAUACAUCGAUCGAGUGAGGUCUUUGGAAGAAGCUAACACCAAAUUAACGGCAGAGAUUACCAUGACAAAAUCGCGAACAAAAACAGAGGUCGAAACCGUUAAAGGUAUGUAUGAAUCUGAACUGGCCGAUGCAAGGAGGCUAUUAGAUGAAACCGCCAAGGAGAAAGCACGCGAGCAAAUUGAGAAUCGCAAGAACGCCGCACUGGCCGAUGACUACAAGAAGAAGUAAGCUUAAUAAGUGUAGUUGGCAUUUCAUGGUUAAAUAAUCUCCCAAGAACUCUACACUGCACACCACUAAGAAUUUAUUACUUCUUUAAGCUGCGGUUUUAACACAUAAUCUUUCGCUUUAAAGUAUAAAUAGUUUUUGACACGAUCAAGGCCGGUCUUGUUGGAGCAUGAAUAAUAUAUUCGAGAACCAAUAAUUGCACGUGUGGUUGGGUGCUUAUAUUAAUGUGCUCUUAGUCUUUAGACACGAAUGAAUAAUAUGGUAAUCAACAUUGUAAUGCUUAUAAGAGAGAUCAAGACGAUGUCGGUUUCGUGAGCCAGCUUCGCUUAAUCAUUGUCCUCACACAACAAUCUUGUGUUUUAACAUUUCAAGCUCUCUGCAAGGAAAUUAUUUUUUUUGCAAAGGAAUUUGUGUUAUGAUGGAUAAUUCCGUCCAAUAAACGCAGUAACACUUGUUGACGAUUUCAAGAAUACUUGUAAAUACCGUGCAAAGCAGAUACAAUUUCAAAAAUUCUCACUCUGGAUGGAUGUCGAUGCGUUGAAAAAUGUGUAAGGCGCGCCUUUUUCGGCUCUGCUUUGUCGUCAGACGCUUAUUUGAACAUGGACUUUCUCUAUUGAAUAAAAUAACUUCAAGUUUUGUGCAAUCUAACAGAAUUUGCUAGUGUCAACAAGAAUUAUUAUGUGUAAAAAAUAGACUAUUGGACAUGUGAACUUUGUUUGACAUGCCAGCAUGAUCGCCAAGGUUAGUCGUAAAUCACCUAUCCGUUAAACAUUAAUUCCUAUAGUUAAUAACGCUUUACAAUUCUUCGUGGAACGAUGUAGAUUAUGAUUUCUGAACCGAUAAUUAGCUUUCAGUUCAAGUAAACUAUUUUAACUUGGUAAGCAGUAAAUACAGUAAGGAUAGAUCUUUGCACAGGAACCUCAUGUUGAAAAAAUUAAUAAAUUCUGACCUAUCCUGACAGAGUUGCACACACACCUACUACUUGGGAAAAAUGCCAUUCAUCUACUACUCUUUCCAGAUUAAAUUUUCCCCCUUUCCAGCAUUUAUUUCGUGCGGGACACAGAUGUUGCAUAACAAGAACACGCUUAAAGCAGCAUCACGUCUUGCCUGCUUGGAGAUUAGAUUGAGAAAUGAGGAGGCAAUUAAUUCUACAAGAAACAUGAUUUACUCACUAAGGGUUUUCUACUUUCUACUUUGUCGACGUCAAUACUUUUUAUUUGUUUCUGAAUUGAUUUGGUAUGCAUGUUAGCAAUGACCAAAAUGCUAUACGCGUGUAUAAAUAGACGAAAAUUCAAGGGCCUUGAUUCCAGAGAAAUUACAUCAUUGCCAGAGAUAGAAAAAUUGUUUUACAUGGAAUGUCAUUUCAAUCAUUGCCGAAAAUAAAUCACAUGCUCAAGACUCAUUUGCGUACAGUGAAAGUUUACAACACCUGACCAUCCCAAUUUUGCUAAUUAAGAUUCUUAUUUCUUUUCUACCACUCAGUAGUGUUCACUUGCUCCGAGGUAAUCAACGCUUUCAAGCGAUAGAAUUCUUUGACCGACACAUUUCGGAAAAGCUCUAAAUUUAAUCUUUCCUAAGUUUUCUUCGCAAAACAUGGGUGGCUUCGAUCACGAUUCUCAGUCCCAGUUUCCACAGUCUCCGCAAGGAAUGCCUGGUACAAUGACCUGCCUUUUGUGUCCCAAAGUUCCGGGGGGUACUUCCAGAAAAAUUGGGAGGGGGUGUGCAGCACGCUUCCUGAAACUGUGAUUUUCCCUGCCCUAUUUCAGACCUGAUAAAAAAUUUGAUACCCUAUUUCAGACCUGGAGCCCAGGGCGUGACCGGAGUGCGUGACCAGCUGUCACGGCACGUACACGGUAGUUGGCGUAAACAUUAAAAGGGAAAUGGUCUUAUCGCCAAAUGAUGAAGAAUUACCUAAUUCCUCUAAAAAACAUACCCAAUUCAAGACUAGAGUGCACAAGCCAUACCCGAUUUCAGACGAAAAUGGUCGAAAUUGAUACCCUAUUUCAGACCAAAAUGGCUAAAAAAAACAUACCCUUUGGUGCGGCACAUACCUAUAUAGCCUAUAUAAGGGACUACCCCCUGGAGUAAAAAACGCGUUGCAGAUUGUGAGUCUUGCUGCUUACACAAGCAAGACUAACAAAAGAACAAAAACCACGAAACAAAUAUACCAAGCAGAUUUUUCCCUGAACAGAAAACAAGGAGGUCUUUUGUUUUAUGUCAUGUGUUCGGUACAUGAAGUUCUGACCCCCUUUCCUGGAAAGUUAGCGAAGCAUAAUGCCAUAAGAAGGAAAGAUGAUAAAAAGGGUAGCAAAACUAUAUAUAGAAAAGAAAUGUCAAGGAAAGAGAGCAAGAAGAUAAGGUUGACAUAUAUUCCCAGUAAAAAGAAAAACAAAUUUCUGCUUGAUCACAUGCAACAAAAAAAAUGAAGCUUAUUAAUCAGUUAACAGGAAAAGAAGCUUGUUGUUGUAAAUCUCAUUUUAAGCAUUUUCCAUCGUUAUUGGUGGAAAACUGGUUAAAAAAGAAGGUUUUGUUGAAAAAUGUUGGUUUUUCCCACUGCUGGCUGCUCUUGGAUGACAUUGUGUAUCAAGCAAGUGAUUCUUAACUUCAUUGUGAACUCCUAAAUUAAGAUAAUGUUUUGGUCAGAUUUCACUAGAGAUGCAUUUCUCACUAAACAUCUCCUUUGUUGACUGCUGUCAUGUUGUAUCCUACUUACAAAUCAGAAAUUGGCAGCCACAAGUGUUUGAAGAAAUGGAGACCUUUAUUUCAAGCAUUCCUUUCUACCCCCUUUCUUCUUCCUUGUUCCCCUUUCUACAUUUUCCCUCUCCUUCCUUUCUCCUCUUACACACGUCAGUCAUUUUACAUAUUUUGGGAUAACAGUCCUGCCUUCAGCAUUAUCAUUAAAUUAAUGAUAAUGCUGAAGGCAACCAAAGGGCGACAACUCAAUUUUAGUUGUCGCCCUUUGGUUGCUGAUAUGUCUUUGUAGGCCUGGGUAGAUAAAACAAAGUUAUUGAUAGGCUUAUCUUAGUUGAUAAAUCCAUAGUUUUGUCAGUCACUCCUUGCUAUUGCUAAGGAGAAUUCAGAGACCGGAUUGGAAACUUGUCACAAACUACUAUAAAAAUGUGGUUAUUCCUAAUACUGUCGGAUGAUAUUGUUUUCCAAAAUUUGGUGUGGAUAUCUUUUUGUUAUUUUUGUUGUUGUUGACUUAAUACUUAGGUAAUGGAGGUAAAACUGGUUAAUGUAUAGUGUUUUUUUUAUCUUUUGAAAGAUAUGAUAAGGAGGUAGCAGCUCAUAAAAGAACUGAUGAUGCCUUAAAAGCUGCUCAAAGAAAAUUGUCCGACAAGGAAGCACAACUGGCUGCAGUGAACCGAGAAGCUAAGAACCUUGAGGAUGUCGUAAAAGAUUUACAAAAAGAGUGCCAAGAACUGAAGGAUGCUCUGGAGUCUGCUAAAUAUGCUCUUGAACAAGAAACACUCAGCAGAGUGGACUUAGAGAACAAACUGCAGUCAAAAGAUGAAGAACUCAAUUUCAAAAAGGAAAUGUAUAGCAAGGUACAAGAAUGAACUUAAAUUAUCCUAAUGCUAGUAGAGUCACUUUUUUAUGGUCUUAAGCAAUUGGCUUUUGUUUUCAAUUAAAAGUAAAUUAAUUAGUUGAACUUAAUUUAUGGAUCCUUUGGUUUCUCUUUCGUGUUUUCUACAUCUCCAAUUGUCGUUUACAGCUGCAUUAACUGUUUAAGUGACACAGUCGUCUUUUGUCCUUAUUUGACCACUAUGGCUACUUAGUAACAUUUCUUACUUAUCCUCUUCAUUGCGACUGGGUUGUAAGGCCACAAUCAUACACCACAACUGAACCCUGUCCUAUGUGGUUACUUACUUACCUCUAUUUAACUUGUUCUCCUUUGUUUAGGAAAUUCUUGAAAUCCGCUCACAGCUUCAAAGUGUGGAAUCACAGCACAUUAGAAUUGAAUCAGAUACCAAGUCGAAAUUUGAAGGAAUAUUACAAGAAAAGCUGCAAGAACUUCGAGAUCUGUAUGACACUGAGGCGAAGCAAUACAGAGAUGAAACUGACAACCUGUAUAGUUCAAAGGUAUGGCUGCUUAAAAACAUACUUUAUGGUGUGUUCAUAAGUACACUUUAAUAUCCCAAGUGGCAAGUGUUGUUUUUAUUAUUAUUAUUAUUAUUUUAUUUUAUGCUUCAAUCUACCCACAAAAUGGCAAACCUUACUUAGAAUGAAAUAUGUACUGGGCUCUGUUCAAAAGGCAAUACAAACAACAUAUGGAGAAAAAAUGGCUAUGUGAAAUUUUCCACAUAGCCGGUUUAUUAAACUCUGAAAAUCCAAUGCAAAUACAAACUGAAACUUUCAUUAAACAUGUAUUGCCAGCGAAGGUGAAGGCAAUCAACCGCCUGAAUAAUACAAACCAUGGAACAAGGAAGAGGCAGGAAUGGGGAGGAAGAGGGCUGAUGAAAAAAUUUUUGUGUGUCAACAAGAUAAAGAAGGCAACAUCCAUUAUACGACUAUCAAUAAAUACGACAUUACUUAAAGAUGCCAUCUUGAAUUCAAAAUUCAAAUCAGUACCGUCGAUUCCAUGUUCCUAGCCUCUUUCCACAUUACUGUACUCAUAAACUAUGUAAGGCUAAAUUUUGGGAUAUUAGUCCAGGCAUUUUAUCACGAAAAGUCAGUCAACCUGCCACUAAUUGCAAAAGAAGGUUUUUUAACGGUUUUUGGUCCAGGAACAUGUCCUCUAUAACAUAUCAAAAGUCCCCGAAAAUCCGAGUAGGGGAAAAUUAAAAUCGAGUUUUUUAAGAGCCCUAUAUAGACUAAUACUGAGCAGCAUGGAAAUGAGGUUGUAUGUACUGCCUGUUGUGUUGCUCGAGUUUGAAGCCCCGUACAGCAUGGGCUAGUAAAGACUGGGAGAAUUUAUUGUGUUUUCUUCCUAUGUAAGUGCAUUUAUGUAACGAUUAAAUAAAAGAACUGUUCUGUGUAAGAUUCUUAAAACAGAAAAGAGCACGUAAAACCUGUAGAAAAUAUCCACAAUUGUUAGCUAUCUAGUAACUGGUCUGAAAGUAAAAGUAAUAUCGUGUCCUAAGGUAAUACAAUUCAAAAAAAAAUAUUUGACUUGGGUGUCUUGAGUAGAGACUUCCAAAAUGAACUGAUCAUUCACCUCGGUGAAAAAACCUGUACUUCACUCAUCGCUUCGCGCUUACCUUUUUCGGGAGUCACAAAAAAGUCUAGGAAUCGUACCAUUUUCGCUAAAGCCAAAGGAAAUUUUUCACUGACUUAUGAAGUAAUAAAUUAGGCCCGCGCCCUGCAAUGCCAAAGUUCCGGUUCAAGUUGAAAAUUAGAAAGUCAAUGGGAAUUCCAAUACGCACAUUCGCACGUUUCGAUUUUAAAAAGAAAAUUACGGGAUUGAAGGUAUCCUAACUAUACUGAAAAGAAAGUUUUUCUUAUGACUCAACCAGUCUCAAUUUACGCGGGUAAUACAAUACAAACUUUAAUUAACACUCCCUAAAGACAGGGCUUUUCAGUGACAAUGAUAAUCACUUACGUUGAGAGUACGGUAUAUCUAAAAAUUACAAAAUUACAAUAAUAAAAUGUUUAAGAGAAAAAAUUAAGAAAGCUGAGAAGUAAAUAAAUAUUCAGUAGGAUUACAACUGCAACAAAAACUUUGGAAAAUACAAUAAAAUAGCUAUGAUACAAACCAAGACCGAUAAGAUAGGAAAGCAGCAAAUAAUUCGGCUCUAAGUUUACGCUUUAAAUUACAAGCAGAGUUACAGAGUUUGAGGAAAUUAUCUAAAUUGUUCCACAGACUUACUAUACGGUAAAAGAAUGUUCUUUGUCCAGAUUUACGGUCUUAAAUAAGGGUAUAUGCAGAAGUUGGGAGCUUCUGGAAACGUUUAUGAGGGGUAAGUAAGAGCGGAGCCAGUCAUUCUUAAAAGCAGGCAUGGCGUCACAGAGGUAUAGCUGAGAUUUAAUAGGUAGCCAAUGUAGUUCUUUCAGAAGCGGAGUAACGUGGUCAAAUUUUCUGGAAACACGGAUAAUCCAGGCUGCAAUUGUUCUGGACCGCUUGGAGCUUGAGAAGAUUAGUGUUCGCUGCAUUGGACCAGACGGAAGAGCAAUAAAACAACUUACUAAACACUAACGUGUUCACCCCGGGUGAAUUAUUGUGGUUAAAGUCAAUCUGUCAAACACGUACUUAACACGAUUAAUUUGAGCUAAACUUGAGAAGCAGGAAGAAACUGUUUUAACAAUAUGCUCGUGAAGUAAGGCUUGAGACGAAGUAUUUUCUGUUGCAACGGACUUGCCGCCUGCCCCAGAAUCGCUUCUUUAGUUAACCAGAUGCAACUGUUAGUCUGACUGUAGGCUAGCAGUAUGAGGUGCAUCAGUGUCGCAAGAAUGCUGAAUGGUGUACAGUGUUCCUGGCCUACAAAGGGUCUUCGCGCACAAAUUUUUCGAACACUGUAGACUACGAAAGUUAAGAUUCGGAAGACUAGCGUAUUUAAAAAUUAAUUUUGUAUAAGGCACAUGUAGAAUUGAAUUAAAGAGGGGUUUUCUGGUGAUGAUAUAGGACUUUUUUGUCGCAAGUCGUAAGCAAUUUUGUCUCGUAAUGUUUCAGCAAAAUCAGAUCUCACUGCUGGGGAGUACAUAGAUUCUAAAAAUCCUUAAUAUUUUACUUAUUCAAAUGAUACAUUUUUGGGAAAUGUUUUCACGAUUAAAGCCUUAAAAUAAUUUCUUCUUAAGAAUAUAUUCUUGGUUUUGACGAAAUGGCUCGAUUUAUAUCAAUAACAAAAGCUAAACACUAACUUCCGGUUUACAGCCUCGUUUUCAUGCUAUGGGAAAAAGGGACUCAUGUUAAGAGUCCUGUUUUGAGGUGUUCCCAUGCUUGGAUCUUUAGGGACUUUUAGCAUGUUCAUGUAUGGGAUAUUUCUAACUGGUCAAUGAUGAGAAAGCUUUUUUUGCAAUUAGUUGCAGGUCCGAUGACAAAAUGCCUGGACUAUAUUUUUAGGUCCCUGGCAAGUACAAAUUGACAAAAAUAGUUGCAAACUACAGCGACUGAGAAGACAAAACAGGCAUAUCGGCCUAUGGCCCCUGGAUUUCAAAAUAUUAAAUAAGCCACUUCUGAAACUUAUGGGCUAUUGCAGUGAUAUGGUGGGCCAGAAGAAAAGAAAUUUGAGUAUUUUUACAAGAAAUAUAACUUCUGAUAUCAUGCUUCAAUUUUUAUUAUAGUAUCUUGUAGCUGCUGUAAAGUCAGCAUAAUAAAAAUUUACAGUGAAACAGUAAAUCGCAGUUAAUGGAGCGUGAUGUGCCAGAGCUCCGGGGGAUUGUAAUUGUUAUGAGCAGAGCCACUCAAGUGAUUAAUGUGCAAUAGUAUAAUAUCUUUGUUUUAUCGUCGGUAGUACAAUGGUAUAGACAGGUACCAAGGUCAAAAUGUUGCAACACCGUCUAGUACAUUUGUAACAUUUGUCCUGUAUGGCUAGAUUCCUUAAAUGCCUCCAUAAUUAUUCAUUUCUUGUUCAGUUGUACACAGCUUGUGUUCUUGCAAUGCUAUUGCAUCAUCCAUUGGCUUAGUUUUAGACAUAUGUCUAGCUAUAAAAAGGUUAUUUUUUUGGGCAAAAUCCCUCAUUCACUUAGCUGCCUUGCUUACUGAACAGUUUACUCAAAUUUUGUACCUUUUCCCUCUCUCCCUCCCUUUGGAGGUGUUGUUGUUGUAUAAAUAAAAUGUGGUUUACCUCUCCUAUGUUGCUAUCGGUUUGGUCUUGCAGCAACUUCCCCAAGCUUUGUGUUUUCGCACUGUUUCAUAUUGUUUGAUAUAGCUUAGGAAUUCCAUAAUCAGUUUACCUUAACACAGGAGGGGCAACAUAAAUCAACUUUAUAAACAAGGUUUAAAGGAAUCUUUCUCUGGUUACUUCAAUUUAGGGGAAAACAUUACUGACUUAAGUCCUCAGAUGGGGUAACUUCAGAGAACAAUACAGUCCACACCCCUCCUCCUCCCUUGCAUUCAAAGUUGGGGUGUUUGUUGUUUUCUGCAGUUGGCUUGAACAGUGGCACAACAUGGCAUGGAGGGGAUGGGGGAGGGAAAGCUUUAUUUUCCCUUUUUUAAGUAUAGAGCUAAGUGUCUUGAUUAAUUUUGUCACCAAUUGUAGCAAGUAAUCAACUUCUGUCAUUAGCUCUUGGUUCUUAUCAAAAGCGCUGCAUGUUAAAGGGUCAAAUUUUUGGCAGAUUGAAUUUGAGUAUCACACAAUCUCCAUUUUUCAGCAACAGGCUAAACAGGCUUUUUGUAGUAUACAUUAUGCAGUUUUUCUUUGCCCUAUUUUGUUGUGAGUUUAUUUGUUUCUUUUAUUUAGUAUGAUGAGCUACAGAAAAUGUCUGCCAAGGAUGUUGAGGAGCUGACAGUUAUUAGAGAAGAAAAGAGAACUCUAUCCAUAACAGUUGAAAACCUCAAAUCAGAUUUAAGCCAGUUGCAGUCCAAGGUAAAAUAUUUGCCUCUUGUUUCAUCUCCAUAAUACAAUGUUAGUGAAACUAAUGAGAAAAUCAAAUUUGACCCAUAACAUGUACAUGUAGUUAUUUAUAGUCUUAAGGCUCUAAAAAGUAUCUUUUGAAAACGACUUCUUCCUUUUGAUUUGUUGAUUUAUUGAUUCAUAUAAUUAUUAUUGCUUACCUUGAACUUAUUUUUUAAAUCAGUAAAUAAUGUGAAUUUUCAACAAACAGUAAUUAACAAUUAUUGGAUAAGGUUGAGCAAAAUAUUGUGAUUUGUCUGUGGCAAGCAGAUCAAUUAUUUGCCGAAGCCGAAGGCAAAGGCAAAUAAUUGAUAUGCGAGACACUGGCAAAUCAUGAUAUUUUGCAAUAACUGAGUUCAAUAAUUGUUUUAUCAUUAGAUCACCGAGUUUGUCUAUUUAAUGAAUAUCCUAGGGAAGCGAAGCGAUCUGCCAUUUUCAGCAAGAGUGAUUGCAAGAAGGAGAUAAGCACAGUUUCCGUUACGCAUGUGCAGAAUAUUGUUUGAAGCCAAACACAGUUGGACAGCAUUGCGCAUGAGCAGACCAUUAUUAUUUUGUAGGCAGUUAUUUGCAGGUCACAUGGUGGGCUCUUGGCCAACGAAAAGAAAGAAAAAUUUGCUUUGAAUGAUAAUCCAAUUUAUUUGCAAACAGUUUUCUUUUUUUUGCAUAUUGGUGGGGUUUAUCAGAACAUAUAUUUUACAUGUACUCAAAAUCAUUUCAGCUGCUUCCCAUCAGACAAUAAGGUUAAAACUUGGUACAAAUUUUAGUUUGGAAAAAACGGUAAGUUAUAACUUAUAUUCCAUAUGCAUUGUAUAAAAACCCUUCUCAUUAAUUCAUUCAGAAUGCAAGCCUGAUUCUAAGAAUUGAAGAUUUAGAAAAGUUACGAGCGGGGGACCAAGCGAGAGCUGAUGAGGCCAUUGCUAAUCGAGAUGCUCAAAUCAGAGAGCUGAGAAAGAGAAUUGAUGAGGCCCUCAAAGAUUAUGAGGACCUGAUGGGAGUGAAGACAGCACUCGACUUAGAGAUUGCAACAUACAGGAAGAUGCUUGAAGGAGAGGAGACAAGGUCUGACAGUCUGUAACAAUGUGUGCAUGUCUGCAAUUUAAUAGAAAAGUGGCAGUGGAGGUUUUAUCUUUACUUUUGUUUUUCCCUUGUUUGUUUCUUUUGUAAGCUUGCUUCAGUUCUGUAGGAAAAACUUUUGAAAAAUGGCAAAGGAUCUUAAAAAUAGUUUUAAAACAAAUGCAGGUGGACAGUGAAACAAAAAUUUCAAAUUUUGCAGUUUCAGUUACAUGUUCAUUGUUUUGUUUGUUUGGUGUCUCUCAGUCUCUGGCCGGCUUGACCAAACUGCACACAUUUCAGUAAUUUUUGGUAGAUCUCUUCCUCUGUCUCUGGAAAUUAAAACUGAUAUUGUCACAAGUAGUACAAGCUCUGAACAUUGUUUGAAACCAGAAGUUAUGAGUGGUUCUGUCUUUAAGAGUCAUUUUCAUGUAGAAAAUUACCUGGAAAAUAGUACCUGGAAAAUCCAAAGGCUAGCUGUCUUCCUUGUGAUAACAAACAUUUUUGUUUAUUCAGGUUGAACAUCACUCCACCAGCAUCACCAGUAUUUGGAGCCUCUUCUCAAUCUAGUAGACGUUCUGUCAAGCGAUUGCGCCCAGAUGAAGAAACUGUAGGAACUAAGUAUUCAAGCCAAGGUUAUAUUCAAAUCAAGGAGGCAAAUGCUGAUGGCAGAUAUGUCAAGUUGUUUAAUAGUGGUGCAAAAGUAAGUUUUCUUAGAGUUUUUAAGUGCAAUAUCUGCAUUCUUUGUUAAUAAUAUAUUUAAGGUCCUUUGAUAUCAAUAUUUUUAUUGUUUUCUGCUAAAUUGGCUUGAGGUCCUUUGAUAUAUUGUUUGGAAUUGGACAAUAUAUACUUCCUACUGAAAAACAUCUGUGGUAAUGUGGUUUCAACCCUUCUGUGUGUGUGAGUGUGCAAAGUGUGUGCCUAUUUUUGCAACUCAGCUCAGCAACUGCUGUGUGUUUACACUGAAAACCUUCAAAGAAAAUUUUGUAUCCUUGUGCAAGAAGGAAAAAGUAUGGAUAAAUUAAUAAUCAUCUACAUGUGCAUGAACCAGUCUUACAUUUUACAUGUAUUUCAGCAAAUACUGUAAUAACUCUCUUCCCAAUUCCAAACAUCCUCAUUAAUUUUUUGGAUAAGGGUAGAGCUGGUCAUACUGUUAACACCUGAUAUUGACUGGCCUUUCUCAGGAUGUUCCUCUUGGUGGCUGGACUGUUGAAAGAUCGGUGAAUGGUGAACCUCCAGUCAUUUACAAAUUCACCCCCAAGUAUGUCUUAAAAAGUGGCUCCUAUGUGACGGUAAGUCUUCUUAUUGGGUUUUUCUCUAUUUGUUUUUUAAAACCUGUUAACAAGCAAGCAACCUUGUGUGGCUACAAUUUUUUGUGUGGCUAAUUUUAUGACCCAUUUUUAUGACAUUGAUACAGCAUUUACUUUUGUAAUUUUCUCUAAAACUACAUACCUCCUUUUGAAAUUACAUCAACACUUGGGCAUAAAUAACCACUUGGAAAAAUAAGGUGUAACUACCCUAAACCCCAACAUAGUCACUGUAACUACAUGAAUUUAUGGCUCUAGUAAAAUAUAACCAUGCAGUGUUGUUUUGUUGAUGUCCUUCGAAAGUCUACGUUUCGAGGAAAUUCAAGACAAUUCACUAAAUCUGUCAUAAUUUUAUGGAAAAACAUGCUCGUGGAUGUCCAGUCGUCAAUGUGCAUGCUAAAAGCCUGCCGUGUACUAGUAAUUAUUAUCCAACUACAUUAGUAAAUAAAAAUGCACAAAACAUGUCUUAAUUUACCAUGAUAUUUUGUACAGUUGGAUAUUUAAACCAUUAAUGGAGUUGUUUAAGUCUAAAAAUCUUUGCCAACCUUAUAUACUUAACUGUAACCUUUUUUAUUUGGCAAAGGUCUAGUUCGGGAAGUGUAGGUCAGCUAGCUUAACUUGACUUAAAUGAAGGAGCCAACAGCCAAUAUUUUGAAGGAAUCAGCUCUUACACAUAAGCCUUUUGAAUUGGCUCUCUUCUUGACUCCUAAUGAGCAAACAAAUGUUUAUCUAAAAAAGUCUAUCAAAAAGACACUCAACUAUAUGACCGAGGCAGCUUGAGACUUAAGCUAGCGUUAAGCAGAGAAUUCAAGACUACACCUCCCUGACCUGACAUCCUGACAUAGCCUGAUAGCCAAGCAAAUUGGUGCAAGGAAUCCUUUCAUUAGCAACCAGCUUGAAACAUUUAAAGAAUUUGGCAUGACAAACUGAAACCAGACAUAUGAUCAGUGAAUAUUCUCCAAAGCAGUCCCCCGCCCCCCCACUAGAAAUUGAGAAGGAGACCUGUUCACUCCCCAUGGGAAGUUAGCUCAGGGUCUGAGCUUGAUAAUGAGAUCAAUCAAGACAGCACACCCCCUAUGAAAAUUCCCACCACAAUCCUGUGCGAAUAUUUCAAAAUUUGGCUGGAUAUAAAUAAUGUUUUAUAUAUUGCCUGUUAUUACCUUCAUACACUGUAUUUCUUUCACUGUGUUUCAUUAUGUUAUUGAGUUUUUAAAAAUUACUGAAAUGUCAAAUUAUAGAUCUGGGCAUCCCAAGGUGGCGGCCAGCAUAAACCCCCAGCAGAACUACUUUUCAGACAAAAGGGAAACUGGGGUGUCGGCAAAGAUACCAGCACAGUUUUAAGAGAUGCUGAUGGCCAGGUUUGUGUCUGUGUUUGUAACUUCGCUGAUGAGGAUGAGGAGGAAAACAUUUUCCAACUUGAACUUCUUUCCCGUCAAGUCGGUGUCUCUUUUAAAUAUUCAGAUUUUGCUUGUUUUUCUUGUAGAACUGUUUAGAAGCUUAUCAUCUCAAACAUUUUAAACAUAACAAUUCUUCUUUUUGCAUUACUCAAUUCCACUGCAGCCAUGUGAAUAAUGCAAUUAACAACUAUUGUUAGAGUCUAUUUCUACGAUGGAGUAAACAAGAUUGCAAUUAUUUAAGAGGCAUUUCACACAGAAUUUUACCUUCAAACCCUUCACAGUGUAUAGUUAAGUUAGGGUGUUCAGUAAAAAUGAAAAUCGGAAACUUUCUGAUAACAGUAUUCUAAUCAGCAGACUUCAUCAUAAUUAUUUUGUAACUUUUUAACGAAAUAAAGUAUCCUAAAACAUCACUGUAAAUACAAUGGUGUCAUAAUUGUUUUCGUCGAGUUUGUAUUUUUGUGUUGAAAAAAUAAAUAAAACUAUUUUACAAGUAAUGAUGUGUUAGCUUCACUUGAAAAAAUCAUUAACGCUAUAAAUGUGUAUAAGUGUUUUCCGAACUGACUUUAGAAGAGAACAUGGAAGCUUUGGCAGUACUAACUUAGGGAGUUACUGUUCGAGCAUUGAAAGAGACAAUUUUUCUCCAACCUAUUCGGUUCCUGAGCAAGCAUUUUCCAUCCCUGUGUUAAGAUUUUAUACCAACUGGAAUAUGAAAGUGAAAAGACUCUGUGAUGCUAUGUGAACCGCGCCUCUUAAACUGAGUGGACUUUGACCCCUAUUUUUGGAUUAUUCUAAGAAAUUGUUUUACAAAGGAAAAUUGUUUUUUGCUGGCUUUCUUGACACGUUGACAGACUUUUGUUUGUGUUAAUUUGAUGUUUCAAUAAUUGCAGGAAGCAGCAACUGCAGUUACUGAAGAAUUUAGUGUAAUAAGGAGUGAUGUCACAGACAGCCCAAGGAUGCAAGGACGCCGUGAAGUAAGUGCUGUUCUUUAUUACUUACCGCUGGAGAUGGUGACAUAAAUUUUUUGUGUGAGGUGUGUUGACAUGAAAUAUUGGCUGUCUAAAGCUAAGAUCGAGGUAACUGCUCCCUGUCUUGUUUCGCACUGACUGUCCGAGCUCAAUAGCAAUUUGUUUUGUCAUACCUUCGGCUCUCUUUAUGAUGGACAUCUUUUAGACCAGCAUUAGCUGUCCGUCGAAGAGUGAUGUUCAUCGUAUAGAGAGUAACAAAGGAAGGCAGGGAACAACUAUAGGUGUCCUUUUUAGCGCAGUGUCCAUUUUAUAUAGAGGUGUCUGUUAAGACAGAGUUGACUGUAAAUUAUUUAAUGGUCUCUAUUUUUAACCCUGCAGAAAGCCGUGUUUACUUUUUGUUCCAAGAAAGAUAUCUUCUAUUUCGUGUAUGCAGCCUGACGUUAUGACUGUUAAUCCUUAAUUAAGAUUUUGAUAAAAGCAAGGCAUGAUGAAAAAUCAUUCUCAUCAAAUCUGAGUUGUUUUGUCAAUAUAUAUCUAGUGUCUUGAUAGCAACAACAAUAUAGAUAGCCGCAUAAAAAAAAAACGACUUUCUUUACCAGACAUGUUUCGUCGGUACGUCCGUCGUCUUCAGUGUUACAUGUGAAAUUUUCGUUGAAUCGCGCACAAUGUUACAAAGUUCGUCACUUUGCAUUAACAAUAUUGUUUACUUCAAGUUUGAAUUAGCGACAGAGUCAUGUUUAUGUGUUUCACCUGCUGAUUGAGGUCGGGUUUGGUCGGAUUCCUUAAGCUUAACUUAAAACUCAGUAGCUGCAGAGUCCAGGAUCACGAAGCAAUCCGGUGUGCAGGAUGGUCGAAAAGCCCCUGAACUCUGCAGAUGUCUAAACACGUUCGAAGACCUGUAGGAAAAUAAGUGCUUGCGUAUUCGAGUGGAGAAGUGUUGGCUGGUUUCACCAACAAAACAAGCAUUACAACUUGCGCACGAAAAUUUAUACACCGCAAGUGUGCGAAGCCCUUCAGGGACAACAUUUUCCACAUUAACAAGAUUCUUGAUUUUGAAAGAAGUGAAGCCUGACCUUAUAUCAAUAGGUUUACAUAAUUGUUACCAAGUUUGCAUAUCCAUCUCUGUUGUGACUGAGAAAAGCAUUUGUUGAUAAGGUUCUCAGGGAAGAGAUUCUUCUGUAGGAUGACAAACAAUUUUUGAAGAUCAGUUUGGAACCCCAUCCAAGUGUUGUUUAUCUCAAAGGUUCCAUCAAUCAAGGUUUUAAUUAAUCCCAAUUUUUAGGUAACGGGGAGAAACUCCUUAAAGAUAAACAACACUUUCCCUGUAAUUUCCUUAAUGUUACUAAUUUAAACUUUUAAGUACGCAAUAUUACGAACUUUAACAUCGCGCACGGCUUAAAUUCAACGGCGAUUCACAAUAUGUAACACUGAAGAUGACGGAUGUACCGUCAAAACAUGUCUGGUAAAUUAAAGAAAGUUGUUUUGUUUAUGCGAAUAUCCAAAGUGGUUGGAAAACUGCAAUAACUAUUCCUGUUCUUUUUUUUUUCUAGGGAGAAACUGCCAAAGGCUGCAUCAUUCAGUAGUAAUUAUUUCUGCUUGUGGGCUUUCUAGCUAGGGAAAAUAACACUUUGAAUAUGAUUAGGUUUAUAUCUUUACUGUGUAAAAUAAAGAGCCAGAAAUUUUUUUUAGCUUUCUCAUUAUCACGCAAAUUGAAACAAAUUCCAGUGUGAUAAAUUUUUUAACCCAAAUUCUUGUAAUCUCUGUUGCAACUUAAAUCGCCAGUAUGAACUUGAGUAAUUUAUGGUACAAUCUGCAUCAGUCAUUUAUUAAGUUAUUUUUAUGCUGCGGAAUUUACUGUUAAAAGCUUUUAAAGCUGACAUUUUGUAGCAUCAUUAGAUGUUUGAAUUGCCAGAGGCUAUCUUUCGUUUUUCUCUCACGUUGACACGAAAAAAUAGUAAGAAUAUUAGAAAGGAUCUUAUAAUCUUCUGUUUCACGUUUUUAGCAUUCUAAUCCUUCGUUAAAGGAAACUAGUAGAACGGAAGUAAAAUGGGAAUUGUGUAUGUUGCGUACUCCAAAAGAAAAAAAGGUUAUCUUACACUUAUCGCCCAGAGUAAGUGCUAAGGUAAUGUACUUCCAUCAUUCAAACAGGAAGGGUUAGUAUAUGUAAUGAAGAGAAAACUAAAAUAACUUUUUAAACGGAAAUAUACUUAUCUUAAGCAAAUUGAUGUGCUGGCAAAUUGAUAGCUUAAAAAGGGCAGAUGUCAGAA